This is a messenger RNA of Xylaria bambusicola, 795 nucleotides long. Its product is annotated as 14-3-3 protein 7. The transcript is spliced from 5 exons. The record is from RefSeq and is a predicted model, not a curated record. Gene Ontology annotation, biological process: signal transduction. NCBI's taxonomy places the organism in Eukaryota, Fungi, Ascomycota, Sordariomycetes, Xylariales, Xylariaceae. Gene Ontology annotation, cellular component: cytoplasm. The coding region runs from base 1 to 795 and encodes 264 amino acids.
AUGGGUCACGAGGAUGCUGUGUAUCUCGCAAAGCUUGCCGAGCAGGCUGAGCGCUAUGAGGAGAUGGUUGAGAAUAUGAAGAUUAUCGCCUCCGAAGAUCGUGAUCUUACCGUUGAGGAGCGUAACCUCCUUUCCGUUGCCUACAAGAAUGUUAUUGGUGCUCGUCGUGCUUCUUGGAGAAUUGUUACCUCCAUUGAGCAGAAGGAGGAGUCUAAGGGCAACUCGUCCCAGGUUGGCCUGAUCAAGGAAUACCGUCAGAAGAUUGAGGCCGAGCUCGCAAAGAUCUGUGACGACAUUCUCGAGGUUCUCGACCAGCACCUUAUCCCUUCUGCUAAGUCCGGCGAGUCCAAGGUCUUCUACCACAAGAUGAAGGGUGACUACCACCGUUAUCUGGCCGAAUUUGCCGUUGGCGACCGACGCAAGGAAUCUGCCGAUAAGUCCCUCGAGGCAUACAAGGCUGCUACUGAAGUCGCUCAGACUGAGCUACCUCCCACGCACCCUAUCCGCCUGGGUCUUGCCCUUAACUUUUCCGUCUUUUACUAUGAGAUCUUGAAUGCUCCUGACCAAGCUUGCCAUCUCGCCAAGCAGGCAUUCGACGAUGCUAUUGCAGAGCUUGAUACCCUAAGUGAGGAAAGCUACAAGGACUCGACCCUUAUUAUGCAACUUCUACGUGACAAUUUGACCCUCUGGACAUCGUCUGAGGCCGAGCAGGCGCCUGCAGAAACUGCCGCGGCUCCUGCUCAGGAGGCUGAGAAGCCUGCUGAGGCCGCUCCUGAGGAGCCUAAGGCUGAGUAA